Seminavis robusta is the source of this 1772-nucleotide messenger RNA. NCBI's taxonomy places the organism in Eukaryota, Bacillariophyta, Bacillariophyceae, Naviculales, Naviculaceae. The record is from the annotation of a GenBank genome assembly.
GUUUCUGGCGCCAAAUCCGGCCGUCAUUCAUUUUUUGAAUGUGAACCAUCGCAUUGCUUCACAAUGCCACAAUCGAAGCACAUGAUGUCUUGCUGACCCAUGAUCUUAUUAGUUAGUUGCUAAUAUUGGUGGUGUUGUACUGUAUUAUCAAUCAACCAUGCCCCUGUUUCCAGAGACCGACGAUGGCUUUGUAGGCUACGUGGAGAAAUCCCAUGAUCCAGGUAAUAGUCUCAUCUUUGCCACCAUUUUAUUUUGCAUCAUUAUCUAUUGCUCCCUGCCCUUUCUCGUGUCCUUGGGUUUUCGCCUGGAAAUCAAGAACCAGAUCAAUCAAGAAAAGAGACAGCGCUGGAAGGCUCAACCACGACCACCGUCCACUAGGAGCAGCAACAACAACAACAACAAUGUGCCAAUCAUUGCUACUUCGGAGUAUGACGGCAGCGUCGAUCCAAUUUUCGAAGCCACAGAAGGCCCACCAUCACCCAUGAGUGUAGUAUCGGGUCGAUCGGCAAUCUCUGUGACUCCCAGUGUUUCCUCCCUGGUUUCCCUGCACAGCCAGCGAUCACGCAAAAGACGCCGUCGAAAGCGCCACAACAAGCGCAUCAUGGAGAAGAAAAAUGAAUGGGUAGAGUUUGAACUCAGAAUGCAACGCUAUGAUGCCUAUGCGGAUAGUGUCAUCAAUGGCACGGACGACGCGGCAACCAACAAAGCCGAAGAGAACGCCAUUGUGAAAUUAAGUGAUUCUCCCACCAGACGGCCAAAGAGCCGAGAUCAAUCGCCUGUGCGUUCUGUCAUGGGGUCGCUCGAUCAAGAUGCCUUAUCGUUUGGCGACGCCGUCAGCAUCACGACAUCCAGUCCAGCACGGAAAGGAUACCCACCCCCGCUGCGGGACCAUCUCAAAACUAAUCAACCGGAUGAUGUCAACCCGGCCGAUGAUGAUACUUCCUUCUGGAAUUCACUCUUGGAUCUCGCCGUGUGGGAUUUUGAAAGCAAACGCAUCAUCAAACUGGCGAUUCCUUUUGCAAUACAGUCACUUUCCACUGGAAUCCUGGAUAUUAUCACAGCAGCCGUGAUUGGAAAGGUCCUUGGUACCAGCGAGAUCUCCGCCUUUGUCACCGUGAGAGGGUUGAUUCAUGUUUCAUCCAGCUUCUUUGGAGGGUACCAUGAAAGCAUUGCCGUCUUGUGUAGCCAGGCAAUGGGUAAAAACAAUGUGAAACUGGUCGGACACUACGUUCAGCUGUCCAUGAUACUCUACGUGGUCUCCUACAUUCCCUUUGUGAUCCUCUGGUGGGUGUCCAUGCCGUCCAUCCUGGAGUGGCUUGGAUUUGACCAGGACACGGUUGACAUUGGACAAGGAUAUACCCAGGUCUACUUGUUUUUGGAGCUGUUGGAUGGUGUCGAAGAGAGCGUUCAUGGUUUGCUCGAUGUCAUUGACUUGGAAUCCUACAGCACUCUGAUUGGAGUCUCGCAGGAAGUCAUUACGUUCCUCGACAUUCUGGCAGCUACAUUCAUAGCCAAGCCCAGUCUCUAUGUCAUUGGUUUGAUUGAGUUGUUUGUGGCUAUCGUCUUUUUGAUAGUCAAUGUUGGCAUCAUCAUCUGGCGUGGCUGGUUCCGGCCAUACCGAGAGGGUUUGAUUGGCAGCUGUGCAUUGUACAACAAAACAGCUGUCAAGUUGAUGUUGUCCACAUCAUGCUCCCUUUCCAUAGGAUACCUCUUGACCGAUGGAGAGUGGGAAAUCUUGACUUUGUUUGCAAAGUACAUGGGCCCUGCAGAAG